AUGUUCAUGUUGGACGUAAAAGACGACAUCUUUCACUUCACACGUGAAGGCUACUCGCAUCUGAGUGACUCAGAGUGGGAGGUAUUCGGCCGCAUGAGUGUGCUCAUGGGCGAACCCGCCAUCAGUGGUAUGUUGGAGUCUUUAAACAUAGACCAGAAACAUGCUGCUAUCAACAAGUUCCUACAAGAAGAACUUGCCGUCGAAAGACAGAAGAUCGCCUUGUUAAAGCAGCAAGGCUCUCACCAGUCGAUGGACGGGCCGACGCACAUGCGUCGAACCGAAACAUUAAAGAUAGAUAUCUCAAGGUACAAGGGAACCGAUGAAGAUUUCCUUUUGAGAUGGUUUGUCGAGUCAGACGAUUCCAUCAGGGCCCUUCAUAUCGAGGGUGACGAGAUGCAAGUCACCUUCUCCCUGUCAAACUUGACACGUCGAGCAAAGAAUUGGGCCUUAGGGCUCAAGCUUCACGACCCAAACUUGUUUUAG
Molecule: messenger RNA, 483 nt
Organism: Peronospora matthiolae
Lineage: Eukaryota; Oomycota; Peronosporomycetes; Peronosporales; Peronosporaceae
Source: the annotation of a GenBank genome assembly